Molecule: messenger RNA, 1835 nt
Organism: Drosophila virilis
Lineage: Eukaryota; Metazoa; Arthropoda; Insecta; Diptera; Drosophilidae
Product: insulin-like growth factor-binding protein complex acid labile subunit
Molecular function (GO): protein binding
Source: RefSeq, a predicted model, not a curated record
UAGUGCAUUUAGCGCGUUUUCAAGCGUCGGUUGUAGCGCUCACAAAAUCGAGCAGAAUAUAAAUAUAUAUAGUAUCGGAAAUAUCGGAAGUAUUGCAGUAAUGUAUAAGCUAUGUCUGCUGCUGCUGCUGGGAACACAGUGCCUGCCAGCAGCACUCGUCUACGAUGACAACGAACGCCUAAACUUGAGCGCCAGCUGUCCGGACGCCGUCUGCCGUCUGUGGGAGCUGCAGAGUGACUAUCAGCGACCACUGCGUUACGUGAGCGGCCAAGUACCGCAAUUGCAGCAGCUGCUGCUGGGCAACAGUCGUAUGCGUGUGCUGCCCGUGGAGCUGCUGCGACAGGCGCCCAAUCUGCGCAGCCUGAUAGUGCAGAACUGCAGUGUUUACCAUGUGAACAAGGAGGAUUUUCAGGCGACGCCACAGCUGAAGGAACUGCUGCUGCAGCGCAAUCACAUCGCACGGCUGAAGGAGCAACAGUUUGGGACACUGCAGCAGCUGCAGGUGCUCCAACUGGACCACAAUAUCAUACAAGUUGUGCACGCCCAGGCCUUUGAGGGCUUGGCGGAACUGCAGCUACUGGGACUGCAGGGCAAUGGGAUCACGCAACUGAUGGAGGGUGCUUUUGGAGCACUCACAAAUCUCAGACACCUGGAUCUGAGUGACAACGAGAUUAGAGAGAUCAAUGGACAGACCUUUGCCGGCAAUGGCAAAUUGCAAACGCUCCUGCUGAGUGGCAAUCAGCUGGCACAGUUUGAGCCCAACUCCUUGGCAGCACUGUCUCAGUUGCGUUUGCUCGAUCUGAGCAAUUGUGGCCAGCUUGAGGAGCUGCAUCUGCUGGGCGCUCAACGGCUGCUGCUGGAGGGCAGCGGUGUGCGGCGCCUAAUCAUCGACGGCGGCGUUAUCAAUCUUCAGGCGGGCAAAAAUACGCUGACUCAGUUGAGCAUUGGCGAUAAGAGUGCCGUCAUCGAACUGGACCUGCAUGGGAAUCAGCUGAACGGCAAUGCGACAUGGUCGCUGCUGCAGGGCAUGUGGAAUCUGCAGCGUCUGGAUCUGGCCAAAAACCAAAUUGAAUCGCUGUCUAGUGCGGACAGCUUGAGCCUGCUGCUGCCUAGUCUCACCCAUCUGAAUCUGGCCCACAAUCAGCUACGCAGUCUGCCACCAGAUACGGCGCUGCUGCCAACGCAUCUGCUCCAGCUGGACAUAUCCUACAAUCAUAUGCUCGCGGUGAGAGCACAAAACUUUGCAGCACUGCCGCGCCUACAGCGUCUGCAUAUGGAGGGCAAUCGCUUGCAUCAGUUCGAUCACGAGCUCUUCCAUCGGCAGCAUCCGCAUCUGCAGGAGCUGGGCAUCUGCGAUACCGAGGGCAGCUACAGUUUUAUGCACAAGAUGCUGCUCUACCUGAGCGAUCGUGGCGUCCACCUGCCUGUGCACUGCCUGCACAAGCCUGACAGCAGCAUGGACGCCAAAGCAAGGCUAGAUGAUCCAGCGGAGCCGAAUGCGGCACAAGCUCAAACAAGAGCGGGUGUCACCGGCAUUCAUCCAUAUUGGACAACACGUGAUGUCUUGGCUUUCCUCACCCUGUUGGUGGUGUUCAUCAUCUUGCUGAUGCAACUCUAUCGCAUCCUGGAGGAGGAGGGCUGGCUCCGACGCAUGCACCACUGGAUCAUGGGCAGGCAGCCAGCCGUGACCAACGGCACCAGACCCAGGCGCCUCGACGAGCAGGACUCUCAAAGCUCAAGUGAUUAAAUGUGAGAGCAAACAUGCACUUAGAGAAAUCUUUAGCACAUAUCAAUUGGCCAACGCAAGGUAAAUUUUUUUAAAAACAUUAUUUUGC